AUGGUUGUCAUUGCCAGAAAUGUGGAGGGUAUCUCCAAUCUCUCCACCACCGACGAUCCUCUAUUACCCUGGCUCCGAUCCAUUGAAAAAGCACUGCAAAAUUCAAUUCAAUCAAACAAUUCCACUGAUCUCGACGAGCUCGUAUCGAAAUGUAUUUAUACCUUCAAGGCCGACCCACGCUACCGAGAUGACGUCAGAUUUCUCAAGAUUUGGUUUCUCCAUAUGGAUGGAAGUUCGGAUUACGAAAGAGUUUUUAAGGAAAUGGAGCAGAACAAGAUUUGUUUACGUAAUGCUUUGCUUUAUGAAUCGUUUGCACUGUUUUUGGAAGUUAAGGGGAAGUUAAUUGAUGCGUGUAUGAUUUACCAUUUGGGAAUUUCGAGGAAUGCUCAGCCUUUGGGUAGAUUGAAGAAAGCGCAGGUUUUGUUUCUUGAGAGAAUGUCAGAGAGAGUGACAAAUGGUUCAUUUCAGAAGAUGGAAAACGAUGUUUAUUCAGAAAAUGGUGAAAAUUUUGUUAAUCCAUGGUCUGUUACAAUCCUCAAAAACUUGUUGCAGAAGAUGAAUUCACACGUAGUAAAAUAUGAGGGAUACCAUCAAAGUAAUAAAGCAUAUCCGGGGAAAGUUUCAUUAUUGUCGUUGCAGAAAUCAGCUAGGCAGAAGACCAUUGACAUAGGUGGAUAUAAGUACCAGAUCAAAGGGUGUGCAGGACAAGGUGGAUUUGCUCAAGUGUUUAAAGCAUAUGUUGACAACAAUCCAGAUGAUGUUGUUGCCCUUAAGAUUCAAAAGCCUCCUUUUCCUUGGGAAUUCUACAUGUAUCGCCAACUUGACAUGCGGAUUUCAGAAAAAAAAAGGAUGAAUUUUGGCUUUGCUCACAGAUUGCACCUCUAUUCUGACUACAGCAUUCUGGUCUCUGAUUAUUUAGCUCACGGGACACUUCAGGAUGCUAUAAAUUCCAAUGCUGUCAUAGGUGGGUCUAUGGAAGAAGUUUUGUGUAUUUAUUAUACCAUAGAGCUGCUCCACAUUCUUGAAAUUCUGCACGAUACUGCAAUUAUCCAUGGUGACUUCAAACCUGAUAAUUUGCUUAUCCGGUAUUCCAGGGAUGAUCUAACAGAAAGUAAAGAUGAUUUUCUCACGUGCAGUGGUCCUUGGUGUAAUCAGGGGCUUUGUCUUGUCGACUGGGGAAGAGGAAUUGAUCUUAGUCUUUUUCCUGAAAAGACCAAAUUCAUUGGUGACAGUAGAACUUCAGGCUUUCGUUGUAUUGAAAUGCAAGAAAAUAAGCCGUGGACAUUUCAGGUGGACAUGUACGGGCUGUGUGUUAUUAUUCACAUGAUGCUUCACAAUUCAUACAUGGAUAUUGAAAAGAAAGCCUCUCCUGAUGGCUACGUUUAUCAACCCAAAUCACAUUAUAAACGAUACUGGAAUAUCGAGCUCUGGAGAAGCUUAUUUACCAAGUUGCUAAACAUUAACCCAAGUGAAGAUCACAAAAAAUUGCUCCAAUCAUUGAGGAAGUCAUUCCAAGAUUACAUGUGUUCAGACCCUAAACUAAUAAAAAGGUUGAAGCAGUUAUUGGUGAAGCAAAGAACUUCCUUGUGUUCUUCUUAG
Molecule: messenger RNA, 1599 nt
Organism: Fraxinus pennsylvanica
Lineage: Eukaryota; Viridiplantae; Streptophyta; Magnoliopsida; Lamiales; Oleaceae
Source: the annotation of a GenBank genome assembly